AUGGGAGGCUGUUGUUGCUGUGCGUCGAAGGGCACUGAACCUAAUAGCUCACCCACCUUCUUUCAUUCCCAGUAUCCAGCAUCUGAAGAACGCGAGCCCUUAUCAGCUCACCAUGCCCUUGUCUCCACUCAGCCUACUGGGCUCUUGGUUGACACAAAUUUAGAUACUACAGUCCCCGACACCUAUCAUCCUCCACCUGCACCAAUACCUUACGAAUCAUAUGCUGCCCACCCACCUACCUCGACAAGGAAUAGAGAAAGCACGUGCAACAAGACAGAUAAUGUUUUGCCAGCGAACAACACUGAGUAUGUUGGGGAUGUUAACUCUGGCAGCAACUUGGAGGUCAAAGUAAAGGACAUUGAGUGUGACGAGAAGAGCAGUGCAAAUAUUGAGCUGGGGGCAUUAGAGGAUGAAAUAUCUGACGAUCUUAAAAAGUCAAUUGAACCUAUGGUCCCAUCACUGCAGGAAGAGGAGGAUGUCUGCCCAACUUGUCUUGAAGGUACACUAGAGUUGGGUUAA
Molecule: messenger RNA, 519 nt
Organism: Striga asiatica
Lineage: Eukaryota; Viridiplantae; Streptophyta; Magnoliopsida; Lamiales; Orobanchaceae
Source: the annotation of a GenBank genome assembly